Colius striatus (speckled mousebird) is the source of this 997-nucleotide messenger RNA. RefSeq names its product transmembrane protein 17 (gene TMEM17). Bases 11 to 661 code for a protein of 216 amino acids. Lineage: Eukaryota; Metazoa; Chordata; Aves; Coliiformes; Coliidae. Gene Ontology annotation, biological process: non-motile cilium assembly. The transcript is spliced from 4 exons. Gene Ontology annotation, cellular component: ciliary transition zone. The record is from RefSeq and is a predicted model, not a curated record.
GCGCCGAAGCAUGUCGCUGCCCGAGCCUCUGAGGCGGCGGCUCGGCUCCUUCAGCCGUACGGUCUUCACUGACAACCACCACACCGGUCCGCAGUACCCAGGCGACCGGGAAGAUAAUGAAAUAAUUUCCAGUUUGCCGCUACAGAUGUCUCUCUAUUUCAAUGUUUAUUUUUUCCCAUUUUGGUGGCUCUGCACAGUUGUCACGCUCUAUCUGAAGUAUCCAGACUUGUCAGAUUACUACAAGUUCAUCCUGGUUACAAUCAUGAUCCUAGCUUCUCUAAUAGAGGUCAUUCGACUCUACCUGGGAUACAUGGGUAAUCUGCAGGAGAAGGUCCCUGAGCUGGCUGGGUUUUGGCUUCUGACUCUCCUUCUGCAGUUGCCUAUAAUUCUGUUCUUGCUAUUUAACGAAGGUCUGAAAAUUCAGCCACUGGAGCGAGCAGUCCAUAUCAUCUUUGCCCUCUUCCUCAUCUUCCAAGUCUUUGCAGCCUUUGUCACCCUGAAAAGAAUGGUGAACAAACUGGCAACUCACUUCCGCCUUAAUGAAUUUGACCAGCUGGAGGAACACAGAGGGCUGGGUUUUUACAGCCUGGGGAAGGAAGAGAGAGCAAUUUCCAUGGCUGAUAGAGGCCCCACUGCUGCCUGGCAAUCACAGAGGGCCUGAAAAGCUAACAGAGGUGGGCCUCAUGUUGCUACAGCUCUGUUUCCACUUUGUUGGAUCAUUCUUUGCCUUCCUACAUAUCAAGUUUUAAUUUUUUAAAUCUCUCUAAGAGCCAACGUUAAACCUCAGAGGUCAGAGCUCCACUCUGCAAGAAAAAUCAAAGCCAGUUACAUAACUGGCUUGAGUGGACAAUUUGUGGACUGUUACUUUUUGCUUUUACAGUUUACAAAGUCAUGUGGCUUUUAAAAAAAAACCAAACAGAAGCCUUUUUUCCAUCCUCACUGUUUGCACAGAAUUGUAGGGUUUUUUGGGUUUUUUUUUACAAUAAAUCUUUUCUAU